Molecule: messenger RNA, 1922 nt
Organism: Cyprinodon variegatus (sheepshead minnow)
Lineage: Eukaryota; Metazoa; Chordata; Actinopteri; Cyprinodontiformes; Cyprinodontidae
Gene: ears2
Product: glutamyl-tRNA synthetase 2, mitochondrial
Exons: 10
Coding region: 111-1733 (540 amino acids)
Biological process (GO): glutamyl-tRNA aminoacylation
Molecular function (GO): glutamate-tRNA ligase activity; zinc ion binding; ATP binding
Source: RefSeq, a predicted model, not a curated record
AGAAGGAAAAAAAAGUCUCAACAGCAGCAGCAGCAGCUUCUUAAGUUUGUUGCAAAAAUGCAGCUAUCCCCUCAUAGAGUCAGUUCUUAGUUGCUAACCGCUCUGCCGCCAUGUCGGUUUGUUUGAAGACAUGUUUUGUGGGUAGUAGAGUCCUUCAGAGAGGCUGUCAGCCUGUAGCAGCAGUUCCUAACAGACGAGCUCUGCUGCCGUUCAGCUCAGCGGCUGCUGGUCGAUGCUGCUCCACCGUUCAGGGGGAGGUGAGGGUCAGGUUUGCACCCAGCCCCACCGGCUUUUUGCACCUUGGAGGUCUUAGAACUGCUCUUUACAAUUACAUCUUUGCAAAGAAAUAUGGGGGCACCUUCAUCCUGCGACUGGAGGACACUGAUCAGAGCAGGCUGGUCCCAGGAGCAGCAGAGUCCAUAGAGGACAUGUUGGAGUGGGCUGGCAUUCCUCCAGAUGAGAGCCCUCGCAGAGGAGGGCCUGUUGGUCCCUACAUGCAAUCUCAAAGAUUAGAGCUCUACAAUCAGGUAGCCCAGGAGCUUGUUGAGAGAGGCCACGGGUACUACUGUUUCUGCAGCACUCAGAGGCUGGAGCUGCUAAAAAGAGAGGCUCUAAGAGCUGGUCAGACACCAAGGUAUGACAACAGAUGUCGUCACCUGAAAGCGGAGCAGGUCCAGGAGAAGCUGGCUCAGGGAGCCCCACAUGUGAUCAGGUUUCGACUGGAAGCCGGCGUCAAGCCUUUUCAGGAUCUGAUCUUUGGACUGAAUCGUCACGAUGUGGCUCAGGUGGAGGGCGAUCCAGUUGUGAUGAAAGCAGAUGGUUUUCCCACCUACCAUCUCGCCAACAUCGUAGACGAUCACUACAUGAACAUCAGCCACGUUCUGCGAGGGUCCGAGUGGCUCAUCUCUACCUCCAAGCAUCUCCUUAUGUACCAGGCGCUCGGAUGGAAGCCGCCCACCUUCGGACAUCUGCCGCUUCUGUUGAAUAAAGACGGCAGUAAGCUGUCUAAGAGACAGGGGGACAUCUUUAUUGAAAGCUUUUUGAGGGAAGGGGUCCUUCCUGAGGCUCUGCUAGAUAUAACAACCAACUGUGGUUCUGGAUUUACCACUAAUCGAGUAGGAAGAGGGUUAGAAGAACUCAUUUCAGAGUUUAAUCCUUCAAAGAUCACAACUCACUCCGCUUUGUUAGACCUGGAGAAGCUACCAGAGUUCAACAGAAUCCAUCUGCAGCAGCGAAUAGACGAUGAGCAGAAGUGUCAUAUGCUUAUAAAAGAUCUGCAGCAACAAAUCCAGCAGCUUUACGCAGCAGAUAUCCAGGACCAAGAAGUGCUUGAAGAAGAUUAUAUCAGACGGGUGUUACGUCUCCGUAAGGGUCACAUAGCCUCCCUGAAGGAGCUGAUGGGUCCAACCUACUCCUAUCUAUGGGUCCGUCCUUCCUUCUCCAUCCAGCAGGUGGCAGCGCUAACCACUGAGGCUCCUCUUAUUGCUUCCUUUGUGUUGAGGUUGGUUGAAGAGCAGGGUGAGGAGCUGUCAGUGGACCGAGUCAGUAAAGACUUGAAGGGUUUGACUAAACUGACCAAAGCUACCAAGUACAGAGAGGUGAUGAAGCUGUUACGUCUGGUUCUCAGCGGCUUGCAGCAAGGUCCAAGUGUUGCUGAAAUGAUGGUAUCUCUGGGUCCUGCAGAGAUCAGACAUCGAUUCCAGAAGCUUCUGCUUGCUUUAGAGACGUGUUAAAGAUGGCUACCCAAUAACCUUUUACUCAACUGAAUAAAUAACUGUUCUGUAUAUUGAGAAAUGCAUCUCUUAAACAAACAUGGUUAUUCUAUCAAGCCUGAAAUAGUCUCAGCUGGAGAAAUUGUGUGCUUUUUAAAGUUGUCAUGUAUUUAUAAAAAAAAAUAAAGAAAACGUCUUUUUUUCUUUUUA